Messenger RNA from Cryptomeria japonica (Japanese cedar), 1250 nucleotides. Its product is annotated as 14-3-3 protein 7. Gene Ontology annotation, cellular component: cytoplasm. Gene Ontology annotation, biological process: signal transduction. Lineage: Eukaryota; Viridiplantae; Streptophyta; Pinopsida; Cupressales; Cupressaceae. The record is from RefSeq and is a predicted model, not a curated record. The coding region runs from base 212 to 991 and encodes 259 amino acids. The transcript has 7 exons.
GACUGCAUGUUAGAUGUUACCCUCCUCUCUCACAUUGGGCGGUGGAGAUCCAAUCACUGAUUUCCUCUUUCAAAGCGUCCCAAACCGUUUGUUAAGUUUGAAUCAUCCUCCACAUCUUUAGGUAUAUACCAUUCCAUUCCAUUUCUCUUCCUCUGCCUCACUUUUCUACAGUGUAGUUUCAGGCUGGUGUCUAGUUCUUCUUCUGAGCAACAUGAGUACCGAGAAGGAGCGAGAGAACCAUGUUUACAUGGCCAAGCUAGCCGAGCAGGCUGAGAGAUAUGAUGAAAUGGUGGAGUCCAUGAAGAAGGUAGCAAAGUUGGAUGUGGAGUUAACAGUGGAGGAGAGGAAUCUGCUAUCAGUAGGCUACAAGAAUGUCAUUGGAGCUCGGCGAGCCUCAUGGAGGAUAAUGUCUUCUAUUGAGCAGAAGGAGGAGGCCAAGGGCAAUGAUCAGAAUGUGAAGCGUAUCAGGGAUUACAGGCACAAGGUGGAAGAAGAACUUUCUAAGAUCUGUCAUGAUAUUAUGACUAUCAUUGAUGAACACCUCAUUCCUUCUUCCAGUGUUGGUGAAUCCACUGUUUUUUACUAUAAAAUGAAAGGGGAUUACUAUCGUUAUUUGGCAGAAUUCAAAACAGGAAAUGAGAGGAAAGAAGCAUCUGAUCAGUCUUUGAAAGCAUACCAGACUGCUUCAACCACUGCUGAGACUGAUUUACCUCCAACUCAUCCAAUCAGACUUGGAUUGGCUUUGAAUUUUUCUGUUUUCUACUAUGAGAUACUGAAUUCACCUGAAAGGGCUUGCCAUCUGGCCAAGCAAGCUUUUGAUGAAGCAAUUGCAGAACUUGAUACCUUAAGUGAAGAGUCAUACAAAGAUAGCACUUUAAUCAUGCAGCUCCUAAGAGAUAACCUCACUUUAUGGACCUCUGAUCUUCAGGAUGAUGGUGGUGAAGAUCAGCCCAGAGCAGAGAAUCCUGCUGGAGAAGAUGAAGAGAUGUGAGCAGGCACAUGUAGAAAGUAAUGAAGCUGCCUAGACCCAUGCACUUGCAAUUGGCAUUAAUGUAUUCUAAGGAACUUUUAAGAUUUUAGUUGUUGCUUUGCAGCCUUGAAUUGCAAAUUUGCUGCCUGUCUUUCGUAUCUGAUUUCCCUGUAGAUUUUAGGGAGGGGCAAGAAAUUAGAGGACAUUGUGGGUCUAAACAUGGUGUCUGUUCAAAUCUUCGGAUGCUUCAAUAUUUAAUAGAGCCCCAACAUUGUUUGCA